Messenger RNA from Brachypodium distachyon (stiff brome), 1176 nucleotides. RefSeq names its product protein DOG1-like 3. Gene Ontology annotation, biological process: DNA-templated transcription. The record is from RefSeq and is a predicted model, not a curated record. Bases 66 to 839 code for a protein of 257 amino acids. The transcript is spliced from 2 exons. Gene Ontology annotation, molecular function: sequence-specific DNA binding. Lineage: Eukaryota; Viridiplantae; Streptophyta; Magnoliopsida; Poales; Poaceae.
ACUCGAGCCAUCCAUCCAAACAACACAGAGCGGCCGACUGAGAGUGAGAGGCCACUUGGAUCACCAUGACCGCCGCCUCGCGCCCACAGAGCAACGGCGAGCCCCUCGUAGACGGCGAGCCCUUCACCAAGUUCUUCGGGUGCUGGAUCUCCGAGCAGUCCCGCGACCUGGCCGCGCUCCGCGAAGCCGCAGCCGCCGCGUCGUCCUCCUCCGCCGACCUCCGGCGCCUGGUGGACCGGGUGCUGGGCCAUUACGAGCACUACUACCGCGCAAAGUCCGCCGCGGCGGCCGCCGACGUGCGCGCCAUGUUCGCGCCCUCGUGGAUCUCCACCACCGAGAGCCUCUACCUCUGGUGCGGCGGCUGGCGCCCCACCGCCGCGCUCCACCUGCUCUACUCCAAGUCCGGCGCGCAGCUCGAAGCCCAGCUCCCGGCCUUCCUCGACGGCACCGGCAGCCUCCGCGGCGACGACCUCGGCGGCCUCUCCGCCGACCAGCUCCACGCCGCCGACCAGCUGCAGCGCCGCACCAUCGGGCGCGAGCGCGAGAUCGAGGAGGCCGCCGCCGCCGCGCAGGAGUCGUUGGCGACGGGGAAGAUGGUGGAGCUCGCCACCGGGGCCAUGGAGGCGGCGGGGUUGGAGAGGGAGAUGGAGGCCAAGGCGGAGGGGAUGAGGCGGGUGCUGGAGAUGGCGGACGGGCUCAGGCUGGACACCAUGCGGGCCGUGGUGGCGCUCCUCCGCCCGCCGCAGGCCGUGCACUUCCUCCUCGCCGCCGCCGAGCUCCACCUCGCCGUGCACCACUUGGGCCGCCGCAAGGACGCCCACGCCCACGCGCCGGAGUGAGCCAGCGGCGCCCGGGCGCGUGGCAGGCAGCUCUGCAGUACCAUUUAUGACACUCGUCGUCUAGUUGCAAAAGCCCUUUUUUUUUGGCGACUUUGUUUAUUUGGUCAACCCGAGCUGAUAAGCUUUGACCGUGAUGAUUUGAACUAAAUGUCCUUCUAGAAGACCAAAGUGUUUUGCUGUUGUUACGACUUUCAGCUGAGGAGGGCAAUGUACUAGUACUAGGUCAAUAUUUGAAGGAAGAAAACAUCUCAUCAUCCGUCGGCAUCCUCCUAUGGAAGCAAAUCUAACCAAGGGAACCAAUCUGAUGAGUUGCAAUUUGACACCAACUUCUGUCGUA